AUGGCCCAAGUUGGACCAGAAAAUCUCCCACCGGAGGUUAUGUAUAUGAUUCUGGGCUAUUUAGGAGUGCCUACCUGGUGGCAGCCCUCGUCCGGCCCCCAAUUUUGUUUGUCCAAAAGCCACGAGAAGCCCGACCAACCUGUCUGGUACUCGGUGCAGCGUAACUUGUUACGCAACCUGUGCCUGGUCUGCCGUGAAUGGAGGCGACUGGUGGAACCCAUUUUAUACCAAGAAUUCAUGCCAGGGCAUGGCGGCUCAUGGCGUUCCGAUUCUUACACCUGGGACCGACGACUAACCUCGUAUCUGCUGGCCGACCUCAGUAUUGAGAGGCCUGAAAGAGCAAAAUGGGCAGCAGCACGCGCGCGCGAGGUGCCCACUCCACGUCCGGAGCCGAUCACUUGGCGAGAGGCUAAAGAUACACUCCGAGAAAUUGCGCGGGCACUAGAGAGCGACGACUUACGGACACUCUCCCCUAGUGAUCUACUAGCUGGCUUGAUGGCAGAGCUCCCUCAUUUGGAACACCUUAGCCUACAAAUUGGUGGUGCUGGUUCAAUGCUGGGCGCCAAGGGGCUCCGCGCCGCCGAAGUCUCUCGCCUGCCCCUCAAGACAAUCGACAUUUGCUAUGCGGCAUCGAAAUACGUGGUAGAAUGUGCGAUGCUGUUGCCUCUUGAUGAGUACGUCAGCGACCUGUGGGAGGCCUGUCCCUCCUUGGAGACGCUCAAUCUGCACAUGUGCACGAGUCUCUGGAAUCGGCUCACGCCGUUUCCGCCCCUUCCUAAGCUCACUACGCUGCGUCUCACGCACAGCUGCCAGAGUAAGUCAAACUUGGAACACAUUCUAUCGGCAUCUCAAGGGUUACGUCACUUUUACUACGAAUCCACCACCCGUGGCCAUUUCAUUCCCGGUGAUCCGCUUACCCAUGACAAGGCCGUGCAACUCGGCGACGCGGUAGAACUUCUUAAACGCCACCGGGCUACCCUCGAAACUCUCCACCUAGAUAGACGUCGAGAGUCAAUCUUCCCGGGUAGCUUGGACCUUGGACCGGUUGUUAGGUUUCAAAAUUUUCCUGCUUUGUACCAUCUGUUUCUGAGCAUGGAUGAGAUUCACCUCCGAAUUGAGGGGCGAGACACUAAAGAAGACCCGGAACUAUGGAUCCAGAUACUACCACCCAAUAUCAAGUCUCUUCAUUUAGCGUCCACCAUCCUGGAUGCGCGUUGUCUCGGCGAGGAAAGCCUGAUUAGGGGCCAAGCACGCGCGAUUUCACGCGGACCAUUCUCGUCCUUGCGGGAGGUAAGAUGGGGUGCACGACAGAAGAACCAAGGUGAGUGUCAGUUUCCAGUCUGUCCCUUUCAACCGCUACUACCGCAUACUUAUAAGGACCGCCAUAUAAAAGUCAAGGAACUGUCAAGUCAGUCGGCCAUAGAGGCAAUGUUCGCGGCCGCUGGGGUGGACUUUGGGGUCGCGGUGUGGCCGGGAAGUUUAGUAACCUUUUCCGAUGCGAGCAAAUUCCAUCUCGGAUACUUUAAUGUGGCAACGAACGACAACUAUCCCCCGCAGCCCUUGCCAGAUGAGGAUGAGGAUUUAUGGUGA
Molecule: messenger RNA, 1590 nt
Organism: Penicillium cataractarum
Lineage: Eukaryota; Fungi; Ascomycota; Eurotiomycetes; Eurotiales; Aspergillaceae
Exons: 2
Coding region: 1-1590 (529 amino acids)
Molecular function (GO): protein binding
Source: RefSeq, a predicted model, not a curated record